UAUAGGCGUCCGGGACAUCCGUUUUCUGUCUAGCACAGACUGACUGUUCAGUCUCUUAUGCGGUGAUUUAAUUUUAUUUUGAAUUUUUAUUUUUUAAUGAAACCAUGCAUCCAGACUCCAGCACUGAGUUCGACUUAUCGUCCAGCUGUAGCACAGCAUCGCCUGGCGGGGACACCCCUGGGUGCAGUCAGCAUCCUCCUGACUCGCUUUCAUCAUCAGUGGACAGCACCAAGGAUACUGAGACCAGUGCAGCAGCCUCCUUUGUUCCGACUGUGACUGCAAUCUCAACAUCGCCAGAACUAAAGUGGAUUGUGCAGCCUACAGUCAUCACAUCUGCCUCUCCGUCGCCCUGCCGUGCAAAGCCCAAAACUCAUGCAGCGACCCAGUCGUCUUCCCGGCCAGGUGCAAACAAGGCGAGAGCCAGCAACAGGAAAGGGCCAAAAGAGCAGCCUUCCAAAGAGGAGGAGGAAAGGAGGAGGAUCAGGAGGGAGAGGAACAAAAUUGCGGCAGCCAAGUGUCGUAACAGGCGGAGGGAGCUGAUAGAGACCCUUCAAGCUGAAACGGAUACUUUAGAAGAAGAAAAGUCCACCCUGGAGACAGAGAUUGCCAACCUGCUGAAGGAGAAAGAGAGACUAGAGCAUGUCUUAGCUUCCCACCAACCGUCCUGCAAACUCUCCUCAGAUGAUGACGGCGAUGGUGAUGAUGAUGAGGGGGAUGAUAAGGAAGAUGAUGUUGACACAAUGCUGCAGGAUCCACCGGACUCCCCGCAGCUGCUUUCCAUUUUAGAGAAUGGAAAAACCCCAGAGAGCAGCACAGCUGGAGAAGCCCAUAUUGGUCAAGACAUGAGCAGUGUCCCUUGCAUCCCUGCUGCAGCCAUCUUGGGAAACUCCAACAUCCUCCUGUGUUCCAGCGCAGAAGAGGAGGCUCUGGAGGAACUGAAAGGAGAUGACUUGGAUGACUUGGUGCCCAGCAUACAGAUGGAAGUGACGCCCGAGACGGCCGCAUCUGUCCCUGACAUACUACAGAGUACUGACCUGAGUGGGCCCUUCUGCCUCUCAGACUGGGAAACCCUAUACAAGUCCGUGGCAAGCGACCUUGAGUCUCUGAGCACCCCAGUCAUGUCUUCCAGUCCCACUUGUAGCAAUUACCGCACAGUGUUUUCCUUCAAUCACUCCGAGAUUGAUUCCCUGGCUGACGGCUCCGAGUGCCUCAAAGGCAGCCUCGGUGCAUCCGAGUUAAUGAAAGAUAGUCUUAACUCGCCCACACUCCUGGCCUUGUGAAUGCAAAGAAGUUAUGCAACAUUACUGUAUUCUAACCAGCCAGCAAGCUCCAGUCGCUCUCAAAUAACCUUUUGUAGUGUGAGUUUCGAUGUCGUGCAUAUACCUGAAAAUCAGAGAUUGUGUAGAUGCAGUGUUUUUCUGUGACUGUAAACACGGUUGAGUUCUUCCAUGCUGUUGCUGCAGUUGUCUGAGAUGAGACCUUGUGCUAGUAAAAUGCAUGCAAAUACAAGUCAUCUGUAAUCCAAGAAGAGAUGGUAUUGUGUUGUUAAAAAAAAAAAAGCUCUGCGUGUGGUCUGAAACAAGAUCCUGCUGAGUAGCUUAAUAUAUGUGUAACACUGUUUUUGACAAAGCUGUGUUGUAACAAGUGAAUUAUAGAAGGAUACUAAUAUGUAAGUGUAACAUCUUGCUGUAAGGUGCCCCGCCCCCCCCACCCCGCCUCCAGACCUCAACUGACAUUUCCUUCUACAUUUGUUUUCCAUGAAAAACAAGAUCAUGCCAUGUAUUUUAUUGAGAUGUAUUUUAUGACAUAGUUUAUUUUUUUACUUAUGAAAAUAUAGAGAUGCAAAAAAAUCAACAACAAACAAACAAAAUCAGAAACAAAAGAAAACUAGAAACUAGAUAUUGAUAAAAUA
Messenger RNA from Pelmatolapia mariae (spotted tilapia), 1912 nucleotides. Its product is annotated as protein c-Fos. The transcript has 4 exons. The coding region runs from base 105 to 1280 and encodes 391 amino acids. The record is from RefSeq and is a predicted model, not a curated record. Gene Ontology annotation, biological process: regulation of transcription by RNA polymerase II. Lineage: Eukaryota; Metazoa; Chordata; Actinopteri; Cichliformes; Cichlidae. Gene Ontology annotation, molecular function: DNA-binding transcription factor activity, RNA polymerase II-specific; RNA polymerase II cis-regulatory region sequence-specific DNA binding. Gene Ontology annotation, cellular component: nucleus.